Molecule: messenger RNA, 14382 nt
Organism: Podarcis lilfordi (Lilford's wall lizard)
Lineage: Eukaryota; Metazoa; Chordata; Lepidosauria; Squamata; Lacertidae
Source: the annotation of a GenBank genome assembly
AUGCCACCAAGCGCGCCACCAGUAGCAGCGCUGCGUCGGGCACCAGGCGCGGGGCCAGCAGGCCCGCCAAGCUCUGGCUGAAGCGCCGCUGAAGCUUCCUGCAGCCAAUCCGACUCCGAGCCAGCGUCGCCACCCGCCCAGAAGCCAUGCCAGCAUCGUGGAAGUCAAUCCCCGCACAGCGAGGCGUCCACAGCAUGCAGGGACUGACCGAGCAGGCGGCAGGGUCUGUGGGCCGGAUCUAUGAGCCUGGGGGGCCGCAUCUGGCCCCCGGACCGUGGUUUGCCAACCCCUGAAUUAAACUGAGUACAGUGGUACCUCAGGUUAAGUACUUAAUUCGUUCCGGAGGCCCGUACUUAACCUGAAACUGUUCUUAACCUGAAGACCACUUUAGCUAAUGGGACCUCCUGCUGCUGCCGCCGGAGCACGAUUUCUGUUCUCAUCCUGAAGCAAAGUUCUUAACCUGAAGCACUAUUUCUGGGUUCGCUGAGUCUGUAACCUGAAGCGUCUGUAACCUGAAGCAUAUGUAACCUGAGGUACCACUGUAGUUUUACAUGGAUUUUGAAUGAAUGUGCGACUAAUCGCUGUUUUGAAUUUUAUUGUGUUGCAACUGUCCCUGAUGCUUUACAGUGGCACCUCGGGUUACAGACGCUUCAGGUUACAGACGCUUCAGGUUAUAGACUCCACUAACCCAGAAAUAGUACCUCGGGUUAAGAACUUUGCUUCAGGAUGAGAACAGAAAUCGUGCAGAAGUGGGAGGCCCCAUUAGCUAAAGUGGUGCUUCAGGUUAAGAACAGUUUCAGGUUAAGAACGGACCUCCGGAACGAAUUAAGUUCUUAACCCGUGGUACCACUGUAUAGUUGAAAUUCCUGCACUGCAUGGUGUUAGACUAGAUGACCGUUAGGGCCCCCCCCCCAACUGCACAAUUCUAUUAAUAUCUUCCUUAGCGAGCCGCGUUAACCCCUGUAAUGCUUUCUAUAGAGUAAGCAUAGGGGACACUGGGGGAUGUGACUGUGGAACCAAGGGGGCAGUGGGCCAAAAGAGUUCGGGAUCUACUGCUUUAAACAGAAAUAAGAGCCAGUGGGUUCUUCCUUUUUUAAAGUAUCGUUUCAGCGGGGACAGCAGUCCGGAUUUCCAAAAAGCGGCGCUUUUUUGCGUCUGAGCAAAGAAGAGAGAGAGGGGAAAAAAGAGAGAGAUUGAUUUGUGGCUGCGCAAAGGGAGGAGGAGCCCAGGAGUAAAAGUAGGAAGGACGAAGGGAGGGGAAAGGAAAGUUAAUAGAGGGAAAGGCGGGUGGGAGAGAAAGAGAAAGAAAGAGGGAAGGAAGGGGGGAAGAGAAGUGGAAAGGAGGGAGACCGAGGCGGGGGAGAAGCGUUUGGAGAGUUGCUCCGAAGUUUGGGGGGCCGCGGGGGGGUGGGCGCGCGGCCCCGGAGGCGGAGGCCAGCCCGGGCUGGGAGCCGCGCCGCGGCCCGGGGGCGGGAGGCGGACCGCGGCUCCUAGGAUGUGGAAAGGGGACGGCGGCGCAGGGGGAGGAGACCCGCACGGCUAGGGCAGAGCGCAGGGGGAGGGGAGCGGGCCGGAGGCGGGCGAGGGGGGGCCGCGAUCCCGCGCGCCGCGACCAUGGCCUCCUUCCCCGCGGGCCCCGCCGAGCCCCCGGCCGGGGAGGGCGGCGCGCCCCCGCCGCCGGAGGAGAGCAGAGGCAGGAGGAGGACGACGAGGGCGCAGCCGAGGAGGCGCGCCAACUUCUGCCAACUUCGGCGCCCGCCCCGUCGCCGCAGGCUCCUCCCGGCCGAGAGCCAGAGGACGGCGGCGGCGAGCUGGAGGAGGAGGAUCGGGUUUGGCGACGGCUGCUGCGUCCUCUCCAAGCGCGGGGCUCGCCUCCGCCGCGCCCGAUCCUCCGCGCUCGCCGCGCUUCUCGGCGGAGCAGGUCUCGUGCGUGUGCGAGGCGCUGCUGCAGGCGGGCGACCCCGGCCGGCUGGGCCGCUUCCUGGGCUCGCUGCCGCCCGACGCCGAGGCGCCGUGCCUGGAGGCGCAGGCGGGCGAGAGCUUGGCCAAGGCGCGCGCGCUGCUGGCCUUCCAGCGCGGCGACUUCGCCGAGCUCUACCGCCUGGUGCAGAGCCGGCCCUUCGGCGCGCCGCACCACCCGUUCCUGCAGGACCUGUACCUGCGCGCCCGCUACCGGGAGGCCGAAGCUGCCCGGGGCCGGGCUCUGGGCGCCGUCGACAAGUACCGGCUGCGCAAGAAGUUCCCGCUGCCCAGCACCAUCUGGGACGGCGAGGAGACGGUGUACUGCUUCAAGCGGCGCUCGCGGGCAGCCCUGCGCGACUCGUACGGGCGCAGCCGCUACCCGAGCCCCGAGCAGAAGCGGCGCCUGGCCCAGGACACCGGCCUGUCGCUCACGCAGGUCAGCAACUGGUUCAAGAACCGACGGCAGCGCGACCGCAGCGGAGGAGGAGGAGCCGGGGGAGGAGGCGCCGGCACGCCCAGCAAGAGGUGAGCGGCCCCGGGGCAUGGGCAGAGCGCAGCGCCACACUCUCUCGGGGCGCAAUCGCGCGCGCACUGCUGCGCAGGAAAGAGAAGUGGAACCUGACAAGAGCAGCCUACCGGUUGCGGGGAGGGAGCGGGGUGACUGCUGCCUCCCUGGCCUGAUUCUUAGCUUUGCCAGAUACAAUACAAUACGAUAAUCUUGAUUGUCCUUGUCCCAUACAGAACAACGAAAUUGAAAAAAUCAACAUCAGACAUGCAAAAACCAACAAGCCUGCUAUCCUUGCUAUCCCAGCCUGGUUGACCCCCUAAAAACUCUGAUACCCCAUAAUUAAAUACAAUAUUCCCCCCUAGAGACUACCCCUAGAGAUCACCUUACACUGUGUUUAAAACCAAAAUCGCAUUUGGAUAGAAACUGUUUCUCAGGCGGCUAGUCCUAGUCUUUAUAACCCGGUGCUGUGGGUUAAGCCACAGAGCCUAGGACUUGCCAGUCAGAAGGUCAGCAGUUCGAAACCCUGUGACGGAGUGAGCUCCCAUUGCUCGGUCCCAGCUCCUGCCAACCUAGCAGUUCGAAAGCACGCCAGUGCAAGUUGAUAAAUAGCUACCGCUCUGGCGGGAAGGUAAACGGCGUUUCCGUGCGCUGCUCUGGUUCGCCAGAAGCAGUUUAAGUCAUGCUGACCACAUGACCUGGAAGCUGUACGCCAGCUCCCUCGGCCAGUAAAACGAGAUGAGCGCCGCAACCCCAGAGUCGGUCACGACUGGACCUAAUGGUCAGGGGUCCCUUUACCUUUACCUUCUUCCAGAAGGCAGAAGCUGAAAGAGAUCAUUUCCGGGGUGCGUACUAUCCUGCACUAUCUCUGCAGCUUUCUUAUAACACCUGAAAGCAUAGAUUUGAUCCAAGGUGGGAAGAGUGCACCCAAUUAUUCUCUCUGCACUGUUGGGAAGCAGGAUGCAGCCCAACUAGGACUGCAGCAGACCCCAAGUAAGUCCCAUUAAAGUUGGAGCUUACUCUUGAAGAAAUGGGUUUAGGAUUGGACCUGGAUGUGGGUCAGAACCAGCUGGGCUUUUCUAAUAUUCUUAAAGACCUCGUACUGAUAAUUAGGGGGCAGACCCCCAACUCUCCUUAAAGGGAUCUUGAAGUUCUGAAGGGGACUUUGGGGUCUUCACGGAAAACCCAGCAUCAUCUAGACACUUGACUCCAACCCCCCAUAGAAUACCUAUUUCCUCUGGAUGGGCUUUUGGGAGACAUUGAUGCCACCUAUUCUUAGUUCAAGGUCCUCCCAAGUUUCAGAAAAAGUCUAGGGUGAUGGAGAAGUUCCUGAAUCACAUGAGCUUCUCACUUUAUAGUAAGCACUCCCAGGAAGAGAGAAGGAGCCUGCUGGGAGACCCCUCUCAAAGUUUUAUAGGUCUCUAAUGGACCCUUUACAAAGUUCCUGUCCUUCUAGGGCAGGGGUAGCCAGGCUGGUGCCUUCCAUAUGUUUUGGGAUUCUGGCUUCAAUUCGUCUCAGCCAGCAUGAUGGGUAUUGUCAUAGGGCCUUCUAGAAACGGGACUACAAUACCCAUAAUGCCUGACCAUUGGCAGAUUGGGAGACACCCGAUUUCUGUCGCACGCAUUGCAAACUCCUUUCCCACUGCCUGGAAAAAAGGUUGUCGAAAGUAACUUCCAGCAAAAGGAACAACCAUUUUUACAGAGGCUGGGAAAUAAAUGUGGCAUAUUGUAAGGAAUUACUAAACUCUGGGUGCUAAGAAAGAGGGGUAACAUCAGUUACAUCUUCUCCAGUUCUAGCCAAACCAAGAAGAGCGAGGUAUGGCCAAGGCUUUGCAAAACCCACAAGCUACCCUAAAUUUCAACUCUUGUCUUCUGUGUGAGAGUGCUGAGACAGGCUGCCUCAGACACAGGAACAGCCUUGUAUUUGCACAAUCCACAAAGUGGGCUACGGAAGGCUUAAUCCUGCCUGGUGCCCCCUAAAAGGUAAAGGGACCCCUGACCGUUAGGUCCAGUCGUGGCCGACUCUGGGGUUGCGGCGCUCAUCUCGCUUUAUUGACCGAGGGAGCCGGCGUACAGCUUCCGGGUCAUGUGGCCAGCAUGACUAAGCCGCUUCUGGCGAACCAGAGCAGCGCACGGAAACACCGUUUACCUUCCCGCCGGAGUGGUACCUAUUUAUCUACUUGCACUUUGAUGUCCUUUCGAACUGCUAGGUUGGCAGGAGCAGGAACUGAGCAACGGGACCUCACCCCGUCGCAGGGAUUCGAACCGCCAACCUUCUGAUUGGCAAGCCCUAGGGAAGUUUUUAAUGACUGAUGUUUUAAUGUAUUUUUAGGUGAAACCCAGCUAGGUGGACGGGGUAUAAAUAAAUAAAGAAAGAAAAAUAAUUCCCUGUAAAAAGCAUUAUUCAGAAUAGCGAUUCGCAUGACCCAGAAAAGGGAAGAUAAUAAUGCAAUAAAAUUCCAAACAGUCAUUAAACGUCCAGUUCAAAUUGCUUAGUUUACUUAAUUCAACAAGAUUUGCUGAUACCAGCUUUUCAAAGUCUGAUAGCCAUUUACACCUCCAGUGCCCCCCGCCACCCCCUGGCCUUUUACUGCCCCCUGGGUAAUCCCCCUCCCCGCUUUGGGAACCCCUGGGUAACACCACUGCCUUACUUUCGAAUAAAUAUGUGUUGGAUGGGGCUGUAAGGAAGGAAUGAGGAGGUGGGAGACCUGAACCCUGCAGACAGAGCCUUUCCCCUCCCUGGUUUCUCUCUCCCCCCCCCCCACAUUUUGGGUGCUUCCAGAGCAGGGUGCACCCAGGAGAGUGAAGAGGGCUUUUCUCUUCUAGCUGUUCCUGGGCACGGAGGAUUUUUUGUGUGUCUGCCUUUGCCUUCCCCUCUGCAAACAAAAGGGAGAAACCACUUGAGUUUGAGAAAGUUCUAGUUCAUUCUUCUAUUGCAGACUGUUCAGGGGGUGGAGAACAGCCAAGCUGGCUACUCCAGAUGUUCCUGCAGCUGGCGCUCUCUCUCCUCUCCCCCCCCCCCUUUCUCUCCUGGGAGAAAAACUUUGCCUCCAGUUAGCUGCACUUUGCAGCAACGUAGAAGGCGCCAAGCUCAUCCCCUUUGUUGUGAAAUGUGAAUCCCUUGGCUUUGAAUUUCCUUGGGCUGAGGGUGGAAAUUACCUUGCCCAAGGAGCCCAGACUCCUGCCUUCACUCUCCAACUAAAGAUCUAUUUCUCAGUCCUUUCUACCUCAGAAACAUAUACUGUACACUGAAUACCACCGGCUCUCCAGGGACUUUCCCAUUCCCUGCUACCUGGUCUUUUUAACUGGAUUUGAACCUGCGACCUUCUGCUUGCAAGGCGGGUGCUCUAAGCAUUGAGCUACAACCCUUCCCCACAGUAAAUCAGGGGUUGGGGCUUGUUACACUGCAGGUGGGGGCUCCCACAAUCCGUUCAAAGAAAAUAAUUCAAAGAGGCUUCCCCCCUGGCCAGGGUUAGAAACUCAGGUAUAUAACCUAGGUGCCAAAUUGCUCUUUAAACCAGUUUUCAAAACGGAACGCCUAGCUGCCAUUUUGGGUCUCCAAAGUUUUCUUUUUCAAAUGAUGGACUGGCUGUGAUUGAUUCUCAGUUAAAACAUUUUGCUAGAGAAGAAUGGCAAGGUCAAGUUGAUGGAUUAUGCCGAAAUGGCUAAAAUGACCGGAAGAAUCAGAAAUCAGGAAGACCAUAAUUUUAAUAAGGAAUGGGGAAAAUUUGUAACUGAUCUUAAAGACCACUGUAAACAGUUAAAAUCAUUAGUAGGAUUGGAAUAGCACUUGUAAUGGGGAAUUUUGGAUACAGUGGAGAAAGAAAAGAUGUGGAUUAUUCUAAAAAGAUGUAGGAAAUGAUUAACAAUAGGACCCACAAAGGGGAGGAGGGAAGUCCCAGAGAUUCCUCGUAAUCUUGUUUUUAUGUUGUAUGUUCAACAUGUGACUGCAUUUUGCUAGUUCAGAUGACAGCCUUGAGCUAGGUUAAGAACUAGGAGAACUUAAACAAGAAAAGUCACUUGAUCCAGAAUCAGUCUACAUAUAUAUUGGCCUAUUCCAACUUCUUUUUCUUAAUGAUGACACGGACAUUUCAUAACGCAGGAAUAUUUUGCACAACCAUGAGCAGGGCCAUGGGGUAGGGUAAGUUAAGACAGGUGACGACAGUUAACUAGAAGGUUGUUCCCUGCUCCUGCUCAGGCUGCACGGAGAACACAUUUUGGUUCCUGAAGUUCAUUCCGAUUGUGCAGAUAAAAAUAUAACUGAUAGAAUUCUGCAGGAUGUUUUGCUAGUGUGCGAAAACAGUCUAGAUCCAGGCAUGUACCUCCAGAUGCCGGAGACGCCAGAUGCUAUCCUGGUGGCCAGGUAUCUUCACUUGGUCACUAGCAACCAAUAGGUAAAGGUAAAGGGACAUGUGGGCAGCAUGACUAAGCCGCUUCUGGCGAACCAGAGCAGUGCACGGAAACGCUGUUUACCUUCCCGCCGGAGUGGUACCUAUUUAUCUACUUGCACUUUGACGUGCUUUCGAACUGCUAGGUUGGCAGGAGCUGGGACCGAGCAACAGGAACUCACCCUGUCGCGGGGAUUCGAACCGCCGACCUUCUGAUUGGCAAGGCCUAGGCUCUGUGGUUUAACCCACAGCGCCACCCACAUCCCAAUAGCAACCAAUAGCUAGGUGCGAAAUGCACCCGGCACCCGGCUAAUUUCUAACACUGCCCCCAGACAAUACCAGCAUUUCUGUGCAGGGAAUCUGCACCACUGGAGGUUUUCAGAGAUUCAGGGCAGAUACAAGGAAGUAUUUCAUGCAAUGCAUAAAUAACUUGCAGCAUUUCUUGCCACAGGCUAGAAUGAUGGCUGCUCCCGGUAGGUUUCCGAGUACAAUUCAAAGUCUUGGUGCUGGCCUUUAAAGUGCUAAAUGGCUUUGACUGUAUAUACCGGAAGGAGCAUCUCCACCCACAUCGUUCAGCCUGGACCCUGAGGUCCAGAUCCGAGGGCCUUCUGGUGGUUCCCUCACUGCGAGAAGUGAAAUUACAGGGAAUCAUGCAGAGGGCCUUCUCGGUGGUGGCACCCGCCCUGUGGAACACCACCCCAUCAGAUGUCAAGGAGAUAAAGAACCAUACAACUUUUAGAAGACAUCUGAAGGCAGCCCUGUAAAAGAGAAAGUUUUUAUUGUCUGGUGUUUUGUUGUGUGGUUUUUUUAUAUUCUGUUUGAACAGAGUGGCUGGGGCAACCUGGUCAGAUGGGCAGGGCAUAAGUAAUAAACAGUUGUUGUUGUUGUUGUGGAUUAGACCAGUUCAUAGAGGAGAAACUCAGUGGCCCAUCUAGUCCAACAUCCUGUUCUAACGGUGGCUGAUCAGGUGACCAUGCGCAGAAUUUGAGCGCAAGAGCACUUCUCCCCCCAUCCCUGAGAUUCCCAACAAAUGUUAUUCAGAGACAGUUCACUGUGGCAACCACGGCCUAGGACCUACGUACCUAUGGGACCGCCUCUCCUGGUAUGCCCCACGGAGGACCUUAAGGUCCACAAAUGGCAACAUUUUGGAGGUCCUAAGUCGCAAGGUAGUUAGAUUGGUCUCAACUAGGGCCAGGGCCUUUUCAGUACUGGCCCCGACUUGGUGGAACGCUCUGUCACAAGAGACUAGGGCCCUGUGGGACUUGACAUCUUUCCGCAAGGCCUGCAAGACGGAGCUGUUCCGCCUGGCCUUUGGUUUGGACUCAGUCUGACCCUUAUGUUUCCCUCCCCUUAUGGUUUUGACUUUUAAAAUGAGGCUGCAUUUAAAAUUGCGUUUUAACCUGUAUUUUAAAUUGGUUCCCCCUCCCCAUUAUGUUUUUACUGUCAUUUUACUGGUGUUAGCCGCCCUGAGCCCAGCUCUGGCCGGGCAGGGCGGGGUAUAAAUAAAUAUUAUUAUUAUUAUUAUUACUACUACUACUACAUCCUCAACCUCUUCUCCUUUACAGCGAGUCUGACGGGAACCCCAGCACGGAGGACGAGUCCAGCCACGGCACCGAAGAAACCGAAACGUCCAUGGGGAUUUCUGCAACCCCCGAAGGGAUGCCUACCCCUAACAGCCUGUUCCUGCCAGCCGCUUGCUCCAGCGCCUCUUCCAUCCUCCUCAACGGCAACUUUAUCACCGCUAGCUCCCCGACCAUGCUGCUGAACGGCGGCUCCGUCAUCCAGACUCCCAGCGGAGGCGUCAUCCUGAACGGCUUGGCUCUGGGCGACAACCAGACCAUCACCCUCAGCCCCGUGGCAGCGCCCAGCCCGCCCAUCCUCCUCAACGGAUCCAGCCCCCUGCUGGGUGGCAAGCCCCCAGGCCCACCCGGCAGCCAGGAGGCCAACAAGGCUCUCCAGGAGCCCCUUGCCCCGGCCACCGUCAUUCUCAGCCCGGCUGCCGCGCUUCAGGGGGAAGUGAAGUCGGAAGCGGCAGAGGCCCUGGCGUUUGGCGUCGAGGUCAAGCUGGAAGAGGGGCAGGGGUCCGCCCCACCCCUGUUGCCCGUCCGCGACGCUGCCACGCUCCUCUCCAACCACAAGGGGCCCCUACUGGCGGCUGUUGCCAUGCCUCAAGUGGUCCCAUCAAACGACGAGACCCCCACGGCUGCGCAGCAGCUGCCCCCAGCACCUCAGCCAUCAGCCACAUCUAGUCCUCAGAUGGUUCCUCUAGCCAAGUUGGCCCCUGGUGCCCAAGCCCUGCCAGCUCCCCAGGUGACCGCAGCCACGGUCGGUGGGCAGAUGGCCCAGUCUUCCCAGACUACCACAGCCACGCCGCUGCUUUCCAUGCCAGGCCCCUCGCCGCCCCAGGCCGCUGUUCUCCACGUCCCUGCCCCAUCCCUGGUCCCCAUCGCCCAAGUCUCGCCCCCUUCCCAGGUGGUGCCGCUCUCCCAGCCUGUCUCUGGGACCCAGGUGCUCUCCCCGUCCCAAAUGGUGCCUGUGUCCCCGACGCAGAUCUACGCCGUCCCGCAGGGGGCAUCUGCCCCCCAGCUCGUCUCGCUCCCCCAAGUGGCCCAGGGCUCCCAGAUUAUCUCUCUGCCCCAAGUUGUGCCAACCUCCCAGGUGGUCACCCUGCAGCAGGGCAUGGGCAGCCCCAUCCAAAUCCUGACCACUGGCGGCACCCCCAUCAAAGUGGGGGCCAUGGCAGGGGCGCCGCAGGUGGCAGUGUCGGCGGGAGGAAGCCUUGGCCAGAGCAACGUGCACCUCAUCAACGCCAACGUGGGCAUGACCACGCUGCAGAUCCCGGGCACCGCACCAGGUAUGUGCUUUGGGCAGAGGGUGGCCAGGGAGGUUUCAAAAACAAUUCAAGGGAUUCAGGAAACUGGGCUGAAUCAAGGACUCUGGGGCGCCGCUUGCACCAUACAUUUAGAGUGGUGCUGGACUAGGACCUGGGAGGCCAGGGUUCGAAUCCCCUCCCAGCCAAGAAACUUGGUGAUCUUGGGCCAAUAAUUCAUUCGCAGAAUUGUUUUGAGCGAUAAAAUGGGGGAGGAGGAGGAGUACGUAGGCUUAAAUGUGGUUUAAAUGCAUGUGGUUUAAAUGCAUGUUCUUUCUUUGAUGCAUAGGUAAUAAAGGAGGACUAUGUUAUGUAAAAGUUAUGUAGUUUCUCAUGUUGUUUUCUUUCAUGUACCCUUUCUGAUAACUUUUCCAUCAAAAUUAAUUCCCAGACAUAAGCAUACCAAACUUCAUAUAGGUUCACAUUUAAUGUCCUCCAGUGUCUAGCAACAGCAAGACGUGCUGCAGUUAUAAGAUGCACAAUUAAGUCUCUGUCUCUAAGAUUUCGUGCUUCAUCUGCAAAUAUAGAAAGCAAUGCUAUUUGGGGAUCUAAAUUGAUCGAUUGAGAUGUAGUUUGUUCCAUUUCCUGAAAUAUUUUUAGCCAGAAGUUUUUAAUCAAUGGGCAUUUCCACCACAUGUGUAUAAAUGUUCCUUCAUUCCCACAAUUUCUCCAACGUGGCGAAGCAAUAUUUUUGUCUAGUUAAUUAUUAUGUAUUUGUUUCUAUCCCACUUUUCCUCCAAGGAGAUCAAGGUGGUGCACAUGGUUUUCCCUCUCCUUGUUUUUUCCACACAACAACCCUCUGGGGUAGGGUAGGCUAAGAGACAGUGACUGGCCCAGGGUCACCCAAUGAGCUUCAUAUCAGCGUUGGGAUUUGAACCCUGGUCUCUGUCAGGCCCUAGUCCAACCACUCCACCUCAUUGGCUCUCUUGGAGAGUGGGGACCGCCUUGGAGAUGUUUGCUGAUUUGGGUGGGCGGGGGGGAGAGGAAAUGGGGGCUCUGUGUCCCUUCCUUUGCUUAAGGAGCGUCUCCACCCCCAUCGUUCAGCCAAGACACUGAGAUCCAGCACCGAGGGCCUUCUGGCGGUUCCCUCACUGCGAGAAGUGAGGUUACAGGGAACCAGACAGAGGGACUUCUCGGUGGUGGCACCCGCCCUGUGGAACGCCCUCCCUUCAGAUGUGAAGGAAAUAAGCAGCUAUCUUCUUUUUAAAAGACAUUUGAAGGCAGCCCUGUUUAGGGAAGUUUUUAAUAUUUAAUGCUGUAUUGUUUUUAACACUCGAUUGGGAGCCGCCCAGAGUGGCUGGGGAAACUCAGCCAGAUGGGCGGGGUAUAAAUAAUAAAUUAUUAUUAUUAUUAAGAUUUCCCCGUUUCCUCUCCAACUUAGGCAACAUCCUCCUGACCAACCCGGCAACGGGGAGCAGCACCAUUGUCACCGGAAUGGCUUUGCAGCAGGGGAAGCUGAUCCUGACGGCCACCUUCCCGGCUGGCAUGCUGAUGACGCCCAUCCUCUCAGCCCAGGCCGCCCCGACUCUGACCCUGCCCAUCAAGCAGGAAGUGGCGACCGUGAUGGCGCCGGCUACUCUGGGGAGCGGCGAAGGCGGCAGCAUGUUGCUCUCGGGGGGUGCUUCCGUGCUCCCUCCUGGAGUCUCCCCGCUCUCGGUGCCCGACAGCACCGGGCCGGCCGACUUGGCUUUCAGCACGGACUCCGGCCAAGCCGGCCUCCUUUCAAACUUCUCCCAGCCGGACGGCCUGGCCAUGUCUCAGCAGCAGGUGGUUUGGCCCAGCCCGGUGGGCAUGGACCUCCAAGGGACCGGCGCCGAGGGGCUGUUUGAGAUGGACAAGAACUCUAUGGAGGUGCAGGGCGGCCUUCUGCGUCUCCCGGAGGGAGAGGGCCUUUUGCUGGACGCCUCUGGGGGAGACCCGAUGGGCCCCGAGGCUCUGGACUCGGACGAGAAGGUGCUAACCCAGCUGCAGUCUGUGCCGGUGGAGGAGCCUCUGGACUUGUAAGCACCCACGAGGUGUGUCGCAGAGUCCUCGCCUGCCCACGGAACGAUAUUUUAAACCUGCUAUCCUUGGUCCCCACCUGGUCCAGACAGGAUGCUACAAGUGCCUUGAAAAGGGAAACCUGGCUGAGCCCCUGCAGUCUGUGCUGCUGCUGCACAUCUUUUUUUUUUUUUGCAAACACUACAGAAGGAAAAAACACAGCACUGGGACACUGCUGACCCCUUUAUCCGGUGUGUACAACUGCCUGUUCAGCAACCCUAGUGCCACCUUGUGGCUGCCAGUCAAACAGCAAGCACUAUCUUCCCCUUGGAGGUGUUGCCCAUUCACCAUGUUUCUUUCCUCCCUCCCCAGCCCUCCUAAAACUCAGGCACAGAGUUGAGGGCGUUUUCUACCUUCAUGACCUUUCUGCCUUUUUGAAGAAGCCUACCUAACAUCUACCAAGUUCCUUGGAAAGCUAGAGAUUUUCGUUGAUACUGGGGCAGGGAGCACAUCAUAUAGACCAGGUAUCCCCAAACUUGGCCCUCCAGCUGUUUUGGGACUACAAUUCCCAUCAUUGCUCACCACUGGUCCUGUUAGCUAGGGAUGAUGGGAGUUGUAGUCCCAAAACAGCUGGAGGGUCGAGUUUGGGGGUGCCUGAUAUAGACUGCCCUUUGUCCACCUGGCAUCCCUGAGAGGGGGCUGAUGGGAGUUGUAGUCCAAAACAGGUCAGCUGACUUACACCACAAGGAGAGCCUUCCUCUCCCCUCAUCUAUGGUGCUAGGGAACGGGUCCAGCUGCUAGUCUGAGCCCAAGUCCCAUUUCGGAGGGGCAGGAAGGACACCCAAGGUCCCAGUGCUUGUCUCCUGUUCCAGUUAGGCGUCUACUCUUUCCCAGGGUAGGGUUGGGGUGGCGAGGCUAUUGUCAUUCGAGCUUGGCUUCUCGCUGGCUUUUAGUCUUGCAGUGCUGUCCUAGAGAGGUGAACUGUCCUGUUCCAAAGUCAAACGCUUUGGCGGUAGAAAACAAUGCAGACAUUGUUCCAGUCCUCCAGGGCAGAGAGAAGCCUGGCUAGAAUGUCUCUCCUGGACCCAUCUUUUAUCUAUGGAAUAGCUUUCCGGCGUUUUAACCCUGAGCUGAUCUCCGCUGCUCUGGGCGGGAACAGCGUAAGAAGCACAUUUGUUAAUUGUGGGAUUGGAUCCUACAGCAGUUAGUCCUGCCAUUAAAGGCACAUGGGAGCAGGUGUCAGGUGUGGAUAUACAGUCUCUUAAGCCACUGUAAAAAUUAGCUUUAGCUGCACCUUGAGAUCCCCUGUGUUGGGGGAUUGGGAGCAGAAGCCACACAUUAAUCUGGGACGCUCAAGGUUGGGGGUCAAUCCAGCUUGAAAGAUAGAAAUGUCAUGCAGUCGGGCCAGACCGAGCAUUACCCCCUUAAAAUACUAUUUGCUUUGAAAACUCGAGUUUCCUCCCAAACUUUCCCUGGGGCUGUUUCCUCUGAAUGCUAAAAUCAGCAAGUGGUCUGCCUUUUUUAUUUUUAGACAGAGAAGAAAUUAUAUAUAAAUAUAUUUAAUAAUGUAUUUUUUAGAAGAAAAGGCAUUUAAAAAUCAGUUCUUUCCCCUUAUUUUUUUAUAAGCUGGUGGCAUCUCUCCUUCCUAUAUAUUUAACAGUUUCCUUGUCAUCUUGAGGGGAGAAGAAUUAUUUUUUUCUUUUCGCUGACGUUUUCCAAAACCUUUUCUCACGCUGCACCCAGGUUGCUGGUGGCAGACUUUAAGACAGUGAGCAAAGUACAAGAUCCAAGACCCUUGUGCGGGGACUGAGGAAUCUUCCAUAAGUGAAAAGGCCUCCAUCCAUAGAUCUGCUUUGGAGUGAGGUGGGAAGGACAGGACACAACUGUGUUCCUUCCAGAUACCUUGUUCUAUGUCAGGGUGGGGUCUGUAGCAGAAUGCAUUGCAAAUAGCCCCACAUCCAGUUCCCAGGCAAGGCUAGGGGAAACCUCUGUCUGAAGCCCUGGAGAGCCAGUCAGUGGAGACCAGCCUUUGCAAACAAAUGCUUUUGGACUACAACUCCCAUCAGCCCCUGCCAGUACAGCCAGUGGUCAGGGAUGAUGGGCAGUUGUAGUCCAGUAAUACCUGGAAGGCUGUUCUUGGUCAGAAUUAGCCUAAGGCAGCUCCCUGGCUUUUUAGCAUUAGAUAACAGUGCAGGGAGUUAUACAGGGCAGAAAUUUCUGGCUUUUGUUUUCUUUUUUUUAAUGGGGCCAUGCUAACUGGAUCCUGCUUCAGGACCACUCAGUACCCACAAAGCUUUUUGCUGAGUGUGGAUGGUACACUAUUUGAAAACAGCUGUCUGCUGGGGCGGCCAGGCCUGUGUCAAUCAACAUGUUUUGCUGCAAAGAAAUGGGGAGGGGAUGCACCUCAUGGAUCGUACCCCUCCUUACUGCAAAAGGAUGGGCUCGCUGUUCCUCCCCCCCCCCCCACUGCUGCGAUGGGAUCUGAGCAGAGGGUUUCGAUUGUCCAUCUGAAUGUCUCCUAACCCAACACUUCCCAAACAGGUACUACAGCUACACACCUAUUUUCCACAGUUUGUGAGAAACAAUCAUUUCUGCAAGAUAUUUUUAUAUCCUUUUUUUACGUGUACGUGUGUCUUUUAUAUAUAUUUUAUAUAUAUAUAAAUAUAUUUUAUCCUAAA